UGGGCGGUUUUCCACCCAUUGCCUCCCUUGCUCCUGCUCUACGCUUCUUCUACUUUUUGUUUGUGCUGGGUGUCUUCCGUCUCCUGGAUUUUCUUACUUCUGCAGCCCAGCCACCUCGUCCAAACACAAUGUACCACUGAUGUCCAGUCAGUCUUGCAAGGCAGCAAGUAGCAUCUCUCCACGGUGGCACCGCCAAGCCCAAGCCAUACGACACAGCACAGGCGCCUCGACGACGUGCUGCCCUUUGAUCUGCUCACACGGUACCACUCACUGCCAAGCGGCCAUCUCCUGAAAUGCCGGCAUUCAACGCAUACCGGAUCAAGCGCCAGGCAAACCUCCUCAGUCGGCAGAGCGGCCCGUUUGCGCAUAUCCAAUGGCGUAAAAAACAGAAUAGCACCUUCCCCUUGGACGUUGAGCAAGGCCACGCUGUCACUGCGGGGGACAACGAGGAGGGCUCGUCACCCCUCACUCACAUCAACUCGGCCCCUGCUGGAGCAUUCUCUUCCAGGGAUGGUUACAAGGAGAGAGAUUCUGACAGCGCCGGCGCCGCCGCUGCUGCUACUACCGAGACUGCAUCGACCGCACCGCCAGCCAACGACGCCCAGCUACGGAACCGGAAGCCCGAGAUACCCAGGCUAGACACGGGCCUCGCCCGCAGCAGCACCGCGAAGCAGGAGGAGCCGGAGGAGGAGAAGCCCAAGAAGAAGGGCUCAAAGUUCCUCAAGCACGUCGAGCCCAAGGAGCCCUUCACCGUGGCGAACCAGCUGCAGCGCACCUUUCUCAACUCGUGGAUCAACGUGCUGCUCGUCGCUGCCCCGGCCGGCAUCGCGCUGCACUUUGCCCACGCGAGCCCCAUCCUCAUCUUCACCAUCAAUUUCAUCGCCAUCAUCCCGCUGGCCGCGCUGCUCGGCUUCGCGACCGAGGAGAUCGCGCUGCGCACGGGCGACACGCUCGGCGGCCUGCUCAACGCGACCUUUGGCAACGCCGUCGAGCUCAUCGUGGCCAUCAUCGCGCUCAUGGACAACCAGGUCACCAUCGUGCAGACGUCGCUCAUCGGCAGCAUUCUGUCCAACCUCCUGCUCGUGCUGGGCAUGUGCUUCUUCUUCGGCGGCCUGCGCCGCACCGAGCAGCACUUCAACAUCACCGUCGCCCAGACCGCCGCCAGCCUGCUCGCCCUGGCCGUCGCGGGCGUCAUCGUGCCGACCGUCUUCGACCGCUCCAGCAGCACCCCGGACCUCGACGUGGCCAUGCUGUCGCGCGGCGUCUCGGUCAUCCUGCUCGUCGUCUACGCCGCCUACCUCUUCUUCCAGCUGCACACCCACCAUGAGGUCUUUAGCGAGGAGAGCCAAAAGGUCCCCGCCAAGCCCUUCCGCCGCCGCGGCAGCAGCGAUUCCGGCAACCCGGCCCGCCACGGCAUCGCCCAGGGGCUCGCCGGCGCCGGCCGCGGCCUCGUCGGCUCCGCCAUCACCCCCGUCGACGCCCGCCAGAAGGAGCAACUGAACAACAUGCUGAUGCAGCCAGCGCAUGAUGCCGCAGCCGAGCGGGAGGCGGCCGCCGCGCGCGGGGGCGGCGCCGACCAAGACGACGAGGAGGAGCCGCAGCUGCAUUUUCUGGUUGCCCUGGCCCUGCUUGCCGGAUCGACGAUUAUCAUCGCUUUCUGCGCCGAGUUUCUUGUGGACAGCAUUGACUACGUUACUUCUAAGGGAGGCAUCAGCAAGGAGUUCCUGGGUCUGAUUCUUCUACCCAUUGUCGGCAACGCUGCCGAGCACGCGACGGCAGUCUCGGUCGCCAUCAAGGAUAAGCUGGAUCUUGCCAUCGGAGUAGCUGUUGGCUCAAGCAUGCAGGUUGCCCUCUUCUUGAUCCCGCUUCUGGUCAUAAUAGGAUGGGGCAAGGGAAUUGUUGCAAUGGGGCUUAGCUUCGACAUCUUCCAAGUGGCCGUCUUGUUCGUGUCCGUCCUUCUGGUCAACUACCUGAUCGCGGACGGGAAGAGCCACUGGCUCGAGGGGAUGUUGCUGAUCUGCCUCUAUGCCAUCAUUGCUGUCUGUUCGUGGUGGUACCCGACCUCCGAGGCUCACAAUGGUGGCAACAGCGGUGGCGCUUGAGCAAGAUUGAAGGAAUCAGUGGACAGGGGCUCGUGGGGAUUUAAUUCUGCUUUUCGCACAUACGCAUAAAAUACAGCCUGUAAUAGAUAUCCCUUCUUACCCUGCCCCCUUCCUCUGAACUUGCGUCAGCAGAAGAACGCAUACUCGCCCUUCCGGGUGUUGUAUAGUAAACCAAGAAAGAUAGAUGGCCCCUCUUUUCAUAUCACAGCCGCAUGUAGAGAGCAUGGAGAAGUUCUAGUUUGGCAACAAAAUCCGAUUUUAUAGGUGUCCA
Gaeumannomyces tritici R3-111a-1 is the source of this 2373-nucleotide messenger RNA. RefSeq names its product calcium-proton exchanger. Lineage: Eukaryota; Fungi; Ascomycota; Sordariomycetes; Magnaporthales; Magnaporthaceae. The record is from RefSeq and is a predicted model, not a curated record. The coding region runs from base 294 to 2102 and encodes 602 amino acids. Gene Ontology annotation, biological process: intracellular calcium ion homeostasis; calcium ion transmembrane transport. Gene Ontology annotation, molecular function: calcium:proton antiporter activity. Gene Ontology annotation, cellular component: fungal-type vacuole membrane. The transcript has 6 exons.